AUGCGCUGUACGUCCAUUUCUUUUGCAAAUUUUGCACAUUUUCUGGCCAUUGCUGAUGCGUCGCGUUCGCUGUGGCACACAACUCACCCGCUCGGCUCGUCCCAACCUAUCGGACUUAUGGAGCCAGCCUUUUCCAAGAUUGUCGUCGACAACCCGGUCGUCGAGCUCGAUGGAGACGAGAUGACCCGUAUCAUCUGGAAAAAGAUCCGCGAAGAGGCGAGUUCAGUUCUCUCAACAAGUCUUCUCAUUCUGCCAUAUCUUCAACUCGACAUCAAGUAUUACGACCUCGGGCUUGAACAUCGAGAUGCUACAGACGACAAGGUCACUGUCGAUGCCGCAGAGGCCAUUCUCAAGCAUUCGGUCGGCAUCAAGUGUGCGACCAUCACCCCAGACGAGGCCCGCGUGGAAGAGUUCAAACUCAAGUCGAUGUGGAAGAGUCCCAACGGCACUAUAAGGAAUAUCCUGGGCGGAACGGUCUUCCGUGAGCCUAUCAUCCUCACCAGCGUACCCCGACCGGUUCCCGGAUGGACGAAACCCAUUGUUAUCGGCAGACACGCAUUCGGUGACCAAUACCGUUCGACAGACUUUGUGGCUCCAGGACCAGGCAAAAUCCAACUCGUUUACACUCCAAAGGAUGGUGGCAAGCCUACGACGAUGGAUGUGUACGACUUCAAGGGCCCCGGCGUCGCCAUGGCCAUGUACAACACUGACGACUCGAUACGCGGCUUUGCACACACGUCAUUCAAGAUGGCGUUGAGCAAGAAGCUGCCCCUUUACAUGUCGACGAAGAAUACGAUCCUCAAAAAGUACGACGGUCGCUUCAAGGAUAUUUUCCAAGAGAUUUACGACAAGGAGUAUAAAUCCCAGUUUGAAGCGGCCGGUCUCUGGUACGAGCACCGACUCAUCGAUGACAUGGUCGCCCAAGCUAUCAAGUCAUCUGGUGGCUUUGUUUGGGCAUGCAAAAACUAUGAUGGCGAUGUUCAGUCGGACGUUCUCGCUCAGGGCUUUGGCUCCCUAGGAAUGAUGACUUCGGAGCUCAUCACCCCCGAUGGAAAGACUAUGGAAUCUGAGGCAGCGCAUGGCACUGUUACAAGACAUUAUAGGGAGCAUCAAAAGGGCAAAGAGACGAGCACCAACCCGGUCGCUUCCAUCUUUGCUUGGACUCGCGGGCUCAAGUUCCGUGCGCAGCUGGACAAGAAUGAGAGGCUCAAGCAAUGGUGCGACGAUCUUGAGGCAGCGUGCGUCGAGGUCAUCGACAAGGACGGCGUGAUGACCAAGGAUUUGGCUCUCGCAAUUCAUGGAAAAGACAUGAAGAGAGAACACUGGGUUAUCACAAACGAGUACAUGGAUGCCGUCAAGGCCAAGCUCGAUGAGAGGCUCAAGGCUCGAGGACAAUGA
Messenger RNA from Serendipita indica DSM 11827, 1398 nucleotides. The record is from the annotation of a GenBank genome assembly. NCBI's taxonomy places the organism in Eukaryota, Fungi, Basidiomycota, Agaricomycetes, Sebacinales, Serendipitaceae.